AGCGGCUCAGCCAGUCGGUCCCCGCCAGUGGUGCCUUUACUUUGCGACGAUCUAGACGUGAUUUAGAAUAUUUCCUCCUCGCGCGAGUAGCUGGGCUCGCAAAACCGAUCCGGACAAAAGGCGAACAGAACGCGUCGUUUGUGUGUUUGUUUGUGCUCUCCUCCGAAUCCCCGGCUGGUGCAGGAUCAUUCUAAGUUCUAGUGGCUUCCUGUGUUUUUUGUCUUGUUGUUUUUUUUUCGUUUGGAGCCAGAGAAGAGACAAGAUCUCAAAGUUCUAGUAAAGUGUGUUCAAUCUAGGAUUGUGGUUUUUGGUUCGAUCGAGAAUCGAGACGAAAAAUUAAAGCCUAGUGUAGGAAACCAGUGCUGCAAGAAAGUCGUUCGACUGUUUUGGUUUCUGGAUCGUGCACACGUGCAGGUCGAGUGAGAGAGUUCUAGGAAGCUCAUACUAGGGUAUUGUUUGUGCAGUCCAAACGCAACAAAAAAGCCCAACCCGUCGCAUGUGCAACCGCAGUGUGAUAGUAGAUUGCAAUUGAUUCAUUGAGAUCAAUUGAGAUCAACCGGGGCUGAAGAAGUGCAAUUGCAGUGACAUACAACAAAGCACGAAACAAAAACGUGAGCAAUAACAAUUGAGUGCAAUUGUCUUGGGUGCGUUGUGAAGUUUACAUGAAAAUGAAUUUUAAUCAAUUUAUGAAAAGUCCCGAUUAAGAUUACGUUGGAUGAUCUGCACAUCUGUCAUCUGGGGACACGAUCGUUAGACAACCGCAGCAGUGUAUCUGUAUCGUUAACAGUUCAAGUGCUCCGGACGCGGUGUGUUUCACACGGGAAGAACUGAUACUCAGUCCGAAACAAAAAACAAUCGCGUACACUCAAACACUUUGUCGCGAUGGCGAUACCGUUUCUGCAGCCCGACGAGGACGAAAGUGCUCGUCAGCAUGGAAAUGGGCUGCCUCCGGCCGGUGCUGGCGGUGGCAGCGGUAGUGGAAAUAACAACAGUGCCAGUGUGGCGGCGGCAAGUGCAAAUGUGCCGGCGGGUGCCCCUCCGUUACUGACGGGGGCGACCGGACCGAUACCGGUGCCGGGAUCACCGGCUCCCAGUGGAACAACGACCGCCGUUCAGACACCGCUGAUUGGGCCCAUGAACGGGGAUCAGCUGGUGCAGCUUUUCUACGAGGCACUCUAUCGCUACUCGAGAGGAGACACCCCCUCGACACCGAUUUCGCAGUCACCGCAGAGUACCUCCUGCAGUCCCUUCACGACCGGAUACUACAGCGGCCAGGUGUUCUUCCCGCAGACCCCGAACGCGGUGCAGCGGCCUCUUCCGGGAGCGGCCGGGCGCGGUGGAGUGUUCUUCGGGCUACCGACCCCCAGCCCCAGUGGUAGCAGCAGCCACAGCAGCCAGAACAGUGCCAACAGUCCGAACACGCCGUCCUGCUCGUCGGCCGGACCGAUUUUCCACCAAUUUCCGACGAGCUUCUCGGGAACUGGCAGCAGCACCAGUCCGGCCUCGACGGCGGCAGCCUCUUCCUCCUCCUGGAACGACGAGGGAGACGAAUCGAGCGAGUCGGACUCGUCGCAGCCUUCAUCCGGUGCCGGAUGCAGUUCGCACUGUUUAGGCCUUCCGGCACACGAUGGCAGCAGCAGCAGCGGCAGUGGCAUUGGUGGCGGCAACGGUUGCAAUAGCGGCAGCGGAACAAUGGGCCUAAUGGCAGUGGCAAACCCAGGGUUCAUUCCACCCCAUCUGGACUACAUGGCAGGUCGUGAACAGCUGCAGGAGUUUGCCGGCAAAAUUCCGCAGCGCAAGAAGAAGUCCAAGGCAAACAAAUCCAAGAAAUCGAGAUUCCUGGAGCAGACGCUGGUAUGGCCGACGCUGGCCGUGACUGCGACGCUGAUUGCCCUUGGGUGUGGGCUGCUCGCUGCCAGGUGAACGGGACGGGAGCAAACAUCCUCCGCUUAAAACUCUCCGUAGAAUAUCACAAAACCACAUGCCCCGUUGCCCGUUGGCCCAAUUCUGGCUUCGGUUCCCAGCAUCAGGAAUCAGCACACAGGAGCAGCAUCAGUCAACGGGGAUCAUAAUUAUGUCCAGUAUACCGUAGUAAUCGUCGACCUUAGUGUAGGCGCCGCGCCAUCCCGCCAUUUGAUUUCACCACCCGAGUAAACAUCCCUUCGAAAAGUGCUUCUUACUGACCGAACCCAAGGAGGAGGGUCCUAUCAGCCAGGACCAGUUCGACGAAGGCGGCUGAUUGCUCUUUGCUUUGGUUGUGUGCCCUCGAGGGGGUAGUGAAACUGGCACGAUAGGAAGUUUACCAUGUGAAAGAAAAAACGAAAAGCACAUCCUUUUAUUACACCAGAUAGAAUAAUUACUCUGCAACGGAAUGCUCUGUUAGGUUGUAAGCGUACUCUUAUUCUUUUUUUAUUGUCUCUUAUUUUCUAAAGCUAUCAAACAGUUUUUUAAUCCAUUCGACGGAUUGUGAUCUCGAGUUUAUGAAAGCCCCUCUCGUUUCAAUAAAUGUUUAUGUUGUAUUUUUGUUUUUGCCAUGAAAUGAUUUUUGUUGGGGUGCAUCGACGAGGAAAAAUCAAAAUAAUGAAAUGUGAAACCCAAAGUGAUUGUGAUUCAACAGAAAUAUUCUACUUUAUUCAUCUGCCUUUUUAUUAAAAAAAAAAAAGAUAUGCCACUUUUGGAGAGAAUCCACAUAGUAUAGUAACAGAAAUUUUUAAAUCGUUUUCUGAAACGGCUAGCAAUGUAGGCAAAAUAAUCGUUAUCAUGUAAUAGUUAUCAGUAGGCCAAUAAAGAUUUCUUUAGCUGUACUAAGAAAAUUUAAUAACGUUAGUAAAAUUACGCAACGGAACAGAGCCAUGUCGGUUUAAGGAUCGGAUUAGUGUUAGCGUGUUCUUAACCCCAUUCGCCGUAAGAAUAAUCUUCAAAAGAUGAUCUUCAGUAGAUUUCAGUGCAGGAUAAACAUGUGCCGAUUUAAAAUAAGAAUUUAAUGUUCUAGCGUUAAGCUUCUAGAGUAAGUAGCAUUAGUUGUACAAGGUAAAUCAAUGAUCUUCCAUGGGUUUGCUUAAACGAAGGUUAAGCUGGUUUAACAUAGCGCUUUGGUGAAUACUGAAUUCUGAACGGAAAUUAGAAAAUUCACGCCAAUCUUCAUAUGAAUUCAUCAUUUAAAUCAUCCUAUGAUUUAAACUUUACUUCACUUUUACUUUGUUCGUUGUAAAGUCGCCAGUUCUUACUGACUCGUUAGCUGUUGUAAGACGCAAUUGAGCAUCCAUUAAUAUAACUUCCGUGAAAGAAGCAAUUUAUCCUAAAUAUUGGUUACGAACUAAAAUAAUUCUCCGAGAAAUUUUUCAACUUUGGGGAAAAUUUUCUGAUUAAUCACUACCUUGAUCAGAAAGUCCCCGGAAUUCAUUCAGAAAAUUAAAAAUACAAGACUAUUCAUCAAAAUCGAUAUUGUCCCCUUCAAUAUACCUCCCAUCGACUGCAACACAUUUUUGAAAACGCUUAAUCCAAUCCUCGAAACAUUUUUUAUAUUCAGUUUUCGGUAUGACCAUCAGAGACAUCUGCGAUUUUUGUCAUAAUCUCAUCUCAGGUGCUGAAACGCUUUCCACGGAGCGAUUUCUUGUGUCGACCGAAUAGGAAAAAGUCGCAAAGAGCCAAAUCAGAUGAAUUCGGUGGUUGCUUGAUGGUAUUUGUUUCGUUUUUAGCCAAAUGUUCACGGAUACCGAUGGUAUUGUGUGACGGUGCGUUAUCGUGGUGCAAGAUCCACGAGUUGUUUGCCCACAAAUCUGGUCUUUUUCGGCAAAUUGCUUCACGCAAACGUCUCAUAACGCCCAAAUAGUACUCCUUGUUGACGGUCUGGCAUUGUGGAAGGUAUUCAUGAUACACAACGCCCUUGUAAUCAAUGAAAACUGUGAGCAUCGCCUUUUUUUUCGACUGAAAACUACGACACUUCUGAAACGUUCGUGCCACUGAGAAACGAUUAUUUUCUUCAGAGUAUCGUUGCCGUAACACUCUUCUAACAUUUGCAAUGUCGCCACACCAUUGAAACCGUUUUUAACGCAAAAUUAAGGUACCGCCGUGAAGAAAUGUUAUUUUUACUGAAAAAUCAGCUACUGAGAUUCGAACAGCUGAGAUCAGUAAUCCAAUUUUCAUCACAUUUCUCGGCUAAUUUUUCAUUAGGGCGUAUAAGCAAGUGGCAGUUUCUCUUUAAUCACUCUCUCUUUCGAUUAUUGUGAUGCGAUUAAAAAGAUUUUCUUUGAUUUCACUAAUCUGUUUGAAAGUCGAAAGUUUCGGGUACCAUUUUAUGCAAAGAGUUGAGUGACAAACGUGGAAACCGCUUGAUAAUUAAUAGAACGGAAGUAAACAAAGAGAAACUGUCACUUGCUUACACGCCCUAAUGAAAAAUCAACCGAGAUUUAGCUGUUUUCAAGAUUGGUUCCAAUUUUGGUAUGCACAUUCAGGAUUACCGAAUAUCCUAGGAAGUCGAACAGAAGAAAUGAACGAAGGAAAGGUGAAUUUGCGUCCGAUGAUAGAAUGACGCAAGUUUGCAUGCGAGAUUUAAACAGCAGCCAAAAAUACAAUCUGCCUGGCUUCUGCGGGCUGCCGGAAACCCUCCUAAGCGGGUGUGUGCAGCUCUGAAUGAAUUAUUUUGAAUCAAAUCCGAGUAGGCGAAAACAAUAUCUUUCAAAAUUUGAUGUGAGAUUCAAUAUGACCUCCGAAUCAAGGCGGACUCCAGUGCAACAACCGCCCAGAUCGUCUCAAAGACGGACUGAGUAAUGGACUCUCGUUUCUUGGGCUGUGAACCAUUUCGCGGUUAAUUUUAACUUUUGGUUAAAAUCUGACACUUGAGUGGUGAUUUUGUGUCGAGUAUUUAAAUUUAACUAAAACUGCGGCCUAUUUCAAAAUUUAAUGUAAUUUCAACUAAAGAAUUAUUAUUAGAAUUUUCAUGACAAGAUUUUUUUCAGUGUCGGAAUAUAACCAUCGAUCUGUCAAAAAUAACCUUGCUCUCGAGCAGGGUUAUUUUUUGACAAGCCGUAGAAGCUCGUUCAACCUGAUUGACAGCGACUAAGGUAUGCCUUUUUGUUGGUUUCCAGCAAAUUUCAACCGUUUAUGCUGGCAUUUUAGGAGGACUAGUUCUUUAUAUGUGAAGAAUAUGCAAUUACAUUUAUUUCGAAUUCAACUAAAAAUCUGCACGAAAAUAAAAUCGAAGAAGAAGAAAAUGAAUUGACAAUUCAGGUCGCUUAAUCUCUCAAAUUCAUUCGGAAUCGAUUGUUGCGCUGUUCCACGUAGAACUUUGAAUAAAAUUUCUCAUCUUUUCGGAAUUGAUUCGCAAUUCAUUCCGAGCUUGGGCGAUUACAAAUCAAUUUCGCCAUCUACCGAUUGGUUCGGAUGAGAAAUGGGUAAAACCGUUCGUUUUAAAAGAACCUAUCAGAACUUGAUGGUUCUACCAAAAGAACUAGCUCUAUUUAACCGUUCUUGCGUUCUGAGAGUCAUGAAUUUAAUUUUUUAGUAAACAAAUACAAUAAUAGUGAGUGAUUUUUAGUAUGUAUAUUUAUCAAUUUAAAGAUUGCUAAUGUAUGUAAUCUUUGUCUUAUUCCUAAAACAUGCGUCCCGGGUUGGCGGCUCAAUGCAUAGGGCACUGGUUUAACAAAACAGUUGCCGUAUGUUCGAGCCCCGACCUGGAAGGAGGAUUCUUCGUAGUGUCAGUAGAAUUCGUAGCACCAACCAUGCAAUGGUUCUGUACACUCUGAAUCGGCUGCGAAGUCUGUUGAAACAGAAGGUCAAAUUCCACUACAGGAAAAACUCAGUUAACAUGUACGCUCUCUUAAAGAAUUUGAUUUCUUCUUUAUUUAUUCGAACAGUUCUACUGUCAAUAUUAAAACUAAUAUACGCUGCCGUUCUAUUUCUUUAUAUUUGAAACAAGAUUAAAACGCUGCUUGGGUGAUCAGGCAUGCGAACUAUGUGUAAAAAUUUGUUCGUUCAGUGUGACAAAUAUUUGCAGAUGUCACUACGAUCGACACUAUUUUGGGUGCAGCAUUCAUAUGGCGACACUAUUUUGGGUACUAAAUUCACUUCACGCAAAUUUUUUGGUUUUGCCAUUUUUCGAUUAAAUUCACGUGUAUUUCAAACGACACGGAAAUAAAGUUUUAUUUUACUUUUAGAAAAAUCGUGUGAUAAAUGUUAAAAUUUUUGUAGUUGGAAAAUUUCCAUAACAGGCACGGGAAGUUUGUUAUCGUUCCGGAACGAAAUGGAAAGUGACAGUAGUGAGUUCAUUGUUUCCAAUUUGAAAUUAAUACAGGAUUUUGAAAAAAAAUGGUCAACCCUGUAUGUCUGUUAUCUGUGACUCAAGUAAACACGAGAGGCAUUGGCAUCUGACUAAACCAAAAAUUCCUUUUCGUUACGUAAAUGACAUGCAAAAUUAGUUUCAUAUUAUCUUGUUUUUAUUCGAGUAAAAUUUUUGUAUGAAAACGAU
Messenger RNA from Malaya genurostris, 6466 nucleotides. Its product is annotated as mucin-19-like. Bases 883 to 1923 code for a protein of 346 amino acids. The record is from RefSeq and is a predicted model, not a curated record. Lineage: Eukaryota; Metazoa; Arthropoda; Insecta; Diptera; Culicidae. The transcript is spliced from 4 exons.